AUUUAUUUGCUUAUUAUGAAGACGGAUAAAAUUUUCUAUUGUUGUGUUGUGAUGUAUAUUAAUUAAACACUCUUUAGUUCAAAAGUUGCCUCAAGCACUAGUUUAUUUUCGCUUGUGCUUGGAACAUUUAAAUUAUUGCUCUAGUUCAGCCUUGGCAUAAAUAAGCAAAUUCUUUUUUUUUUCCGCUUUCAAAAUGUCCUUCUGGUAACUUGAUUUGAACUCUGAAAAUUUUAGUAACAUGUUUGAGUUUAUCUGGCGAUUGUGGGAAUGGCUGAUAGGCCUUUUUUGGCAAACUGAAAUGGAAGUUUCCGUAGUUGGUUUGCACAAAGCUGGCAAGACAACGUAUGUGAACCUAAUCUCCAAAAUCGACUGCACUAAUACCAUUCCAACUGUGGGAUUCAACAUGAGAAAGAUAAGGUGUGGUAAUACCUCAAUCAAAGUUUGGGAUCUUGGUGGAGAGAGGAGAUUUCGUGGAAUGUGGGAAAGAUACUGCCGUGGUGUGAAUGCAAUACUCUUCAUGGUGGAUGCAGCUGAUGGCGAAAAAAUUUUCGAAGCCAGGCAUGAACUACACGAAUUACUGCGAAAGCCUCAGCUGACUUGCGUUCCUAUUUUGAUCUUGGGCAACAAAACCGAUUUGCCUCAUGCUUUCAGUCAGGCUGAGCUUAUAGACCAUCUUAAUUUAAAAAGCAUCGAAAAUCGAGAAGUUUCUUGUUUCAUGGUAUCUUGUAAAUAUCGUGAAAAUAUCGAUAUUACAUUACAGUGGUUAAUUGCCCAUUCUAAGCGACCCAAAUAGUUCUUAUUUUUACUAGUGAGUGAACUAAGUUCGUUAAGUUUUAAAUAAAUAUAUGAAUAAAGUAAAGCUUA
Molecule: messenger RNA, 864 nt
Organism: Parasteatoda tepidariorum (common house spider)
Lineage: Eukaryota; Metazoa; Arthropoda; Arachnida; Araneae; Theridiidae
Source: RefSeq, a predicted model, not a curated record